Molecule: messenger RNA, 904 nt
Organism: Ilex paraguariensis (yerba mate)
Lineage: Eukaryota; Viridiplantae; Streptophyta; Magnoliopsida; Aquifoliales; Aquifoliaceae
Source: the annotation of a GenBank genome assembly
UGUCUCAAUAAUGUUAAUAUAAUUUUAAACAUAGUUGGCCAACUAUUGUCUCUAAGUCGAUUUCCGAGAGAGAGAGAGAGAGAGAGAAUUUGACUGUCUCACUCACUCACAACUCAUCUAUAUAAACACCCUAGGGACAAGCAUUUGCUACCACCAUCUGCCUCCAUUAAAUUUCUGCUUUUGCAUUAUUGUUUAAAAACAGUUUGGUUUAGAAAUGGGAAAAUUGGUUGCUCAGACUGAGAUCAAGUCUGAUGGAGAUGUGUUCCAUGAGAUCUUUAGGUACAGACCACAUCACAUAAAAGAUAUGAGCCCCGCGAACAUUCAGGGUUGUGAAAUACAUGAAGGCGAAUGGGGAACUGUGGGCUCUGUCAUCUUCUGGAACUACACCCAUGACGGGAAACAGAAGGUUGUAAAAGAUAUAGUCGAAGCCAUUGAUGAAGAAAAGAAGUCGGUAACAUUGAAGGUGAUUGAAGGAGAUCUCAUGAAAUUGUACAAGACCUUCACUGCAACUGUUCAAGUUGAUACAAAGGGUGAAAACAACUUGGUGACAUGGACUUUCGAGUUUGAGAAGUUGAAUGAGGGUGUGGAAGACCCAAAUACUUUCAUGGACUUCUGUCUCACAGUCACCAAAGAUAUUGAAGCCCACCAUCUCAAGUAAUAAACUUAAAGAUGGCAUAUGUGGGUUAUCGGUGAUAUAUACCUAGUUCUUGUGUGAUAUAGGAAUGUUUUUAAGUGUUAAGGUUGCUAUUUCUCCUUUGAAUAAGAUGUAUCUGUGAAGGACAUGUAUAUGUGCUUGCUGAAGGUUGUGUUCUUAUGUAUUUGGGGUGCUUUAUGUAUAUCUCUAUGCAAAAUAGCGUGGUAAAUCUUGUUUAUAAUGGUCUCUCUCUCUCUCUCUCUCUCUCUU